Molecule: messenger RNA, 8989 nt
Organism: Oncorhynchus keta (chum salmon)
Lineage: Eukaryota; Metazoa; Chordata; Actinopteri; Salmoniformes; Salmonidae
Product: rab-like protein 6
Exons: 19
Coding region: 488-2743 (751 amino acids)
Cellular component (GO): cytosol; nucleus
Molecular function (GO): GTPase activity; GTP binding
Source: RefSeq, a predicted model, not a curated record
UCUGCAGUUGUCGUCGGGAUGAUGAAGGAUAGCAGCCAGCUAGGGAAAUGGCUCUUAUUGCUUUCAAAUGAAUGAUUCCCAGAUUUAUUGCAUAAACCAUUGGGCUGGGAUGGUUUGUUCGGUGGCUGACUGUCAGAUAUCUACUUGAUGGAUUCCAUUGAACAUUAUUAUUAGAAUGCAACCAACUGCCUCAAUCACUGAAGACUGUUUGACAAAGUAUCACAUUGCUUGACAGAACAGGUGCUUCUUGUGAAGGAGGCCUCCAAACUGUCCUCGAUUUACUGAACUGGAAAACAAAAUGAAGACAUCCCAGACCAUAAAUCAUGACUCUGGUUUACCUGUCGAUUUUUGACGGACGUAUAAAAUAAUCACUUGAUGUUUCAGUGUGUGUCUGCAGGAUACUGACUCUUUCUCUCUCUCUCACACACACACACACUAAAGGACAACUUCUUGUAUCAAUCCAGAGUUCCCAAAGAGGACCGUCAAAAUGUUUUCGGCUCUUAAGAAGCUGGUGGGCACCGAGCCUGGCCAGCUAGGAAACAAAAGCAUUCCAGCUGGUUUGCAGUCAAUGAACCAGAGCCUACAGAGAAGGUUUGCCAAGGGAGUACAGUAUAACAUGAAGAUCAUCAUCCGUGGAGAUCGGAACACGGGAAAGAGUGCCCUAUGGCACCGACUACAGGGGAAGAAGUUUCUGGAAGAGUACAUCCCCACACAAGAAAUCCAGGUCUCCAGCAUCCACUGGAACUAUAAAACGACAGACGACGUUGUCAAGGUGGAAGUUUGGGACGUGGUGGACAAAGCAGGGAAAGGCAAGAAGCGAGGAGAAAUGCUGAAAACGGAGAAUGAACCCAUGGAGAAUGAGACUGAGAUGGCUCUGGAUGCAGAGUUCCUGGACGUUUAUAAGAACUGUAAUGGAGUCAUCAUGAUGUUCGACAUCACCAAACAAUGGACAUUUGACUACAUCGUGCGGGAGCUGCCCAAAGUGCCUACCCACGUGCCUGUCUGUGUGUUGGGCAACCAGAGGGACAUGGGCGAACACCGGGUCAUCCUGCCCGACGACACCCGAGAGUUCCUCUGUCACCUCAACAGGCCUCCAGGUUCUUCUUACAUCCACUACGCUGAAUCUUCCAUGAAGAAUGGCUUUGGCCUCAAGUACCUGCAUCGCUUCUUCAAUAUCCCCUUCUUACAGCUGCAGAGGGAGACCCUGCUGAGACAACUGGAGACCAACCAGCUGGACAUAGACGCUACUCUGGAGGAGCUCAAUGUUCAGCAGGAGACUGAAGACCAGAACUAUGGCAUUUUCCUGGAGAUGAUGGAAGCCAGAAACAAAGCUGGCUUCAGCUCCCCGGGGGGCCCUUCCAACGGCCAGAGCCCCUCCUCAGGCUCCCAGUCCCCCAUCGUCCCGCAGAGCGGGCCCUCUACUCCUGGGGCCUGUCCCAGCCCCUGCACCCCCCAGCAACCCCCUCUCCCACCCCAGCCCCUAACUAUCUCCAACCCUAUCCCCAGGUCAGUUCAGGGUCCCCCCAUCUACACCAACCCUAACCUUAACCCGUGUCCCCCUCUCCAGAACACUGCACUCCCUAAGGGUCCAGGUUACCCACAGCAGCCCCCGGCCCCCCAGCCGCUGCCCCCAACCCCUCAGGGGCUCCACCAUGGGGGAACCACACCUGUCCCGACCCCCCAGUCACCCAGUGUCACCCAGGCCCCCCCUGCCCAGAAGAGAGGCUUCAUGUCGCGCCUCUUUGGAUCAGCCACCUCUGAGACUCCCGCCGAUUGCACAGACGAGAAGGUGCGGAAUGUGGAUGACUUUGUUCCCGAUGUGGGCACGGCCCGUCGCUUCCCGGAGGAGGGGGCUGCUGCCAAAGCCAAGGAGAAAGCUGGAAGAGCAGGCAACAUGGACAGUGACAGUGACGGUGAGGGCCGAGGGGGGAACCCCAUGGUGUCAGGGUUCCAGGACGAUUUUGCCCCAGAUGAGCUGUGCCAGUCUGUGCCCAAAUCUGUGCCCAAGGCAGCCACCGUCCCCAGCAUGGGCAUCACCCUGACCAGCGAUGAAGAAGAUGAGGGGACGAAGGCACUUAACGUCGUCCAGGAUGGUGGAUCGGACAGAAGGAGAUCCUCCAACGCUUUGAAGACUCAAAACAAGACCGGAGAAGCCAAGAAACCAGCGGGCUUAAAGAUGUCGUCCGAGCCCGUCUCAUUCCUGAACCCGACCCGAGCCCCGGUGCAGUCCAUGCGGGCAGGCAAGAAGAAGGGAGGGGAUGAAUCCUCCCACUCAGACCAAGAAGCUCCAGGGGACGAUCAGAUGCUCUCCUUCGUCAUGGACGAACCAGACUAUGAGGACGAGGAGUUUGAGAAGCCCAAGAAAAAGAAGGAGCCUUCGGCUAUACUGGAGGACCUGAAGCUGGUCCAGCCCUCUGUCCUCCCCAUCAAGAGCGACGACCUGGACCUGUUUGGACUGGGAUUCCAGGAUGUGGCGCCCAAGAGCAAGGAAAGCAGUGAGGACCAAGAUGACCGAGAAAGUAGAUCCUCAACAAAGGACAAGAAGAAGAAGAAGAAGAAAAGCAAAGAGGAGGACGACAAAAGCAGCAAGAAACGACACAAACAGAAGAAAAAGGAGGAGUCAGGGAGCGGGGACGAGAAAGAGAAGAAAAAGAAGAAGCCAAAGUCGACCAAGAAAGCCGGAGGCGUGGUUGACGACCUGGAGUCUUUCCUCGCCGGAGACGUAGACUACGAGGAGAUGUAGAAUAUCCCCCCCAGCAUCCAAUCAGGACUACGUUCUACUUCAGCGUUCUAGGGUCAGGAUGUAGCCAUGCAGACGAGAGAAUGCGUCGACUGACUGGCUGAGUGAUCGAAGACUGCAAUUCUCAUUGGGUGAUAGUUAUUUCCCACUUCCUGACGUUGUGGUGCCUCUACAGUGGUUAGAUUUUGAUAAUUUGUGAUUGACAUUGACGUUGUUUGUUUUGCUUACCCUUUCACUGUACAUGCAACACUACCGUCAUACAACAACACUACUGCAAAACUGUAGCUGGUAUAUCCAGGUUUUGAGUUUACGCUCAGAGGACAAAACCACCAUUACUUUGAUGUUUCCACGGUUGAAUACACUUGGGUACACUCACUGCAAUGUCUUUGCUAUUUCAUUUGUCUUUUUCCAUUGGGCCUGCUUUCUGGGAAAGGCUUUAGAACUGACUCUAGUACGGAGUUGUGACUUUCUAUAUGGCAGCGCUCUCCUUUACGCUGACCAGUGUUCAGGAGUCGGGGGACGUGUGUGCAUUCAUUAUGAAUUAUGUUGAACAUUGCUUCAGCAGCGAUAUAAAUGUUAUUUAUGUUUAUCUGGUGUUGGCUUUUCGAACUACGACUAUGUCUAGGUACAGUAGGAGUUUGUGAGUGUUUACUGAACAAGACAUUUUGGGAGUUUCUCUGAACUGAUUCAGCAAAUUUCACUGUGCAUGAUCAUUUUGUUUUGGUUUGAUGUCAAUGCCUUAAGGAAAGCUUUACUUUGGAAAGGGUUACUUUAACACUGGAAAGGGUUACUUUAACACUGGAAAGGGUUACUUUAACACUGGAAAGGGUUACUUUAACACUGGGAAAGGGUUACUUUAACACGGGAAAGGGUUACUUUAACACUGGGAAAGGGUUACUUUAACACUGGGAAAGGGUUACUUUAACACUGGAAAGGGUUACUUUAACACUGGGAAAGGGUUACUUUAACACUGGAAAGGGUUACUUUAACACUGGGAAAGGGUUACUUUAACACGGGAAAGGGUUACUUUAACACUGGGAAAGGGUUACUUUAACACGGGAAAGGGUUACUUUAACACUGGGAAAGGGUUACUUUAACACUGGGAAAGGGUUACUUUAACACUGGAAAGGGUUACUUUAACACUGGGAAAGGGUUACUUUAACACUGGGAAAGGGUUACUUUAACACUGGGAAAGGGUUACUUUAACACUGGAAAGGGUUACUUUAACACUGGGAAAGGGUUACUUUAACACUGGAAAGGGUUACUUCAACACUGGAAAAGGUUACUUUAACACUGGAAAGGGUUACUUUAACACGGGAAAGGGUUACUUUAACACUGGAAAGGGUUACUUUAACACUGGGAAAGGGUUACUUUAACACGGGAAAGGGUUACUUUAACACUGGGAAAGGGUUACUUUAACACUGGAAAGGGUUACUUUAACACUGGGAAAGGGUUACUUUAACACUGGAAAGGGUUACUUUAACACGGGAAAGGGUUACUUUAACACUGGGAAAGGGUUACUUUAACACUGGGAAAGGGUUACUUUAACACUGGAAAGGGUUACUUUAACACGGGAAAGGGUUACUUUAACACGGGAAAGGGUUACUUUAACACUGGAAAGGGUUACUUUAACACUGGGAAAGGGUUACUUUAACACUGGGAAAGGGUUACUUUAACACUGGAAAGGGUUACUUUAACACUGGAAAGGGUUACUUUAACACGGGAAAGGGUUACUUUAACACUGGGAAAGGGUUACUUUAACACUGGAAAGGGUUACUUUAACACUGGAAAGGGUUCCUUUAACACGGGAAAGGGUUACUUUAACACUGGGAAAGGGUUACUUUAACACUGGGAAAGGGUUACUUUAACACUGGAAAGGGUUACUUUAACACUGGAAAGGGUUACUUUAACACUGGAAAGGGUUACUUUAACACGGGAAAGGGUUACUUUAACACUGGAAAGGGUUACUUUAACACUGGGAAAGGGUUACUUUAACACUGGAAAGGGUUACUUUAACACUGGGAAAGGGUUACUUUAACACUGGAAAGGGUUACUUUAACACUGGAAAGGGUUACUUUAACACUGGAAUGGGUUACUUUAACACUGGAAAUGGUUACUUUAACACUGGAAUGGUUACUUUAACACUGGAAAGGGUUACUUUAACACUGGAAAGGGUUACUUCAACACUGGAAAGGGUUACUUUAACACUGGGAAAGGGUUACUUUAACACUGGAAAGGGUUACUUUAACACGGGAAAGGGUUACUUUAACACUGGAAAGGGUUACUUUAACAAUGGGAAAGGGUUACUUUAACACUGGGAAAGGGUUACUUUAACACUGGGAAAGGGUUACUUUAACACUGGAAAGGGUUACUUUAACACUGGAAAGGGUUACUUUAACAAUGGGAAAGGGUUACUUUAACACUGGGAAAGGGUUACUUUAACACUGGGAAAGGGUUACUUUAACACUGGGAAAGGGUUACUUUAACACUGGGAAAGGGUUACUUUAACACUGGGAAAGGGUUACUUUAACACUGGGAAAGGGUUACUUUAACACUGGAAAGGGUUACUUUAACACUGGGAAAGGGUUACUUUAACACUGGGAAAGGGUUACUUUAACACUGGAAUGGGUUACUUCAACACUGGAAAGGGUUACUUUAACACUGGGAAAGGGUUACUUUAACACUGGGAAAGGGUUACUUUAACACUGGAAAGGGUUACUUUAACACUGGAAAGGGUUACUUUAACACUGGAAUGGUUACUUUAACACUGGAAAGGGUUACUUUAACACUGGAAAGGGUUACUUUAACACGGGAAAGGGUUACUUUAACACUGGAAAGGGUUACUUUAACACUGGAAAGGGUUACUUUAACACUGGAAAGGGUUACUUUAACACUGGAAAUGGUUACUUUAACACUGGAAUGGUUACUUUAACACUGGAAAGGGUUACUUUAACACUGGAAAGGGUUACUUCAACACUGGAAAGGGUUACUUUAACACUGGGAAAGGGUUACUUUAACACUGGAAAGGGUUACUUUAACACGGGAAAGGGUUACUUUAACACUGGAAAGGGUUACUUUAACAAUGGGAAAGGGUUACUUUAACACUGGGAAAGGGUUACUUUAACACUGGGAAAGGGUUACUUUAACACUGGAAAGGGUUACUUUAACACUGGAAAGGGUUACUUUAACAAUGGGAAAGGGUUACUUUAACACUGGGAAAGGGUUACUUUAACACUGGGAAAGGGUUACUUUAACACUGGGAAAGGGUUACUUUAACACUGGGAAAGGGUUACUUUAACACUGGGAAAGGGUUACUUUAACACUGGGAAAGGGUUACUUUAACACUGGAAAGGGUUACUUUAACACUGGGAAAGGGUUACUUUAACACUGGGAAAGGGUUACUUUAACACUGGAAUGGGUUACUUUAACACUGGGAAAGGGUUACUUUAACACUGGAAAGGGUUACUUCAACACUGGGAAAGGGUUACUUUAACACUGGAAAGGGUUACUUUAACACUGGAAAGUGGCGAUAUGAAUGCCUUUUAGUAGUAGAGAUUUGAUUGUUCAAUGAUGCCGUCAUUCUGGCAAAACACAAUGCAAGGGAAGCCAAGAUACAAUGUUUUUUUUUUCAACCUGCUGUUCUGUUAAGUCAUGUUGUUGUUUUUACUAAGGGGCAGUUGUAAAAUGUCAUUUGACGUUUUUUUUUCCUAAUUUCUUCCGUUAACCAAAUGAUGUGUUUCUUGAGACAUGUUUUAAUAUUUCCGUGGUUACCUGUAACUUUUACACUAGUUUGCUUGGAUCCUAUUUCUUGAUGUUGCUAAGCACCAUGUGGGAUGGUUUUGCUGUGUAGAGUGAUAUCUCAUAGCCCUUACUGAACUUGUUUACUUUACUGUAGGGGAGUGUGGAAGUCUGCUAGUGAGUCAUAACUACACACUACUAUCUAUCUACACUCCGAUCCAGGGGAUGUUUACAACAAAGUAAAUGGCCUAAAGCUAUUCAUUCCACCUUAAGUCCCCUUAGAAAGAAUUGACAAAAUAUCAGGAAUGUAUUUAGAUAUCAUACAAGUAUGCAUUGUUACCAUUCCAUAUUUAUUUUGAAAUAUUAAGAAAAUAUUUUUGGACAUUAAACAAAUCCCAUGUUAAUAUAUCCAUUAUAGAAAAGUAUAUGCACAAAUAUUUAUUCAUGCAUUUGUACUGCAUAUUUCUCUGUGUGUUUUUACCUUGCUCCUCUCUGUUGUCUCUAAAAUAGGUAUUUUGGACUGUCUUUAAAAGAGACACUACAUAUCCAAUUCCACCCAGCCAUCUAGGGGCCGUGACUGCAGUUUACUGCUAGUUAGGUAUCCUUACCACUGCCUCACUGUAUAUCAUCAGGGAGAACAUGCAACAUUUCCAGACUGUGUAUCGGAACCUACUGUACAUCAAUAGAACUCUUACUUACAUCAAUAAAACUGUUCCAUCAAUAGAACUCUUACUUACAUCAAUAGAACUGUUUCAUCAAUAGAACUGUUUCAUCAAUAGAACUGUUUCAUCAAUAGAACUGUUCCAUCAAUAGAACUGUUCCAUCAAUAGAACUGUUCCAUCAAUAGAACUGUUCCAUCAAUAGAACUGUUUCAUCAAUAGAACUCUUACUUACAUCAAUAAAACUGUUCCAUCAAUAGAACUCUUACUUACAUCAAUAGAACUGUUUCAUCAAUAGAACUGUUUCAUCAAUAGAACUGUUUCAUCAAUAGAACUGUUUCAUCAAUAGAACUGUUUCAUCAAUAGAACUCUUACUUACAUCGAUAGAACUGUUUCAUCAACAGAACUGUUUCAUCAAUAGAACUCUUACUUUCAUCAAUAGAACUGUUUCAUCAAUAGAACUGUUUCAUCAAUAGAACUGUUUCAUCAAUAGAACUGUUUCAUCAAUAGAACUGUUCCAUCAAUAGAACUGUUUCAUCAAUAGAACUGUUCCAUCAAUAGAACUGUUCCAUCAAUAGAACUCUUACUUACAUCAAUAGAACUGUUUCAUCAAAGAACUGACUCAUCAAUAGAACUGUUUCAUCAAUAGAACUCUUACUUACAUCAAUAGAACUGUCCCAAGAGACGGCUCUGCGAGCGUUUGUUGAAUCAGGUAGACCUCUAGCUCUGUCUUUCCCUGAAUGCUUCUAUAUCCUUGGUUCUCUCUGGUUGAAGGCGGUAUACUCUGGGGACACCGGGGUCCCCUCACACCUUAUCCCCUCUUCUGGCUUAGUCCUCUUUCUCACCCUAGGGAGUGAUGUCAUUUUUUGCUGUAGCCUAACCCUCCCAGCUGGCUUGACGGGAGGGAACCCAAUGUGGCGAGGUGGACUCCCAGGCUGACCAUGGGGUCAUCCUCAGUGUUUCCCCCUCAUGCAGCUGUCUGCCUGUCAGGCUAGCUGCUAGGCCAGGGCACCCACCCCUACUGCUCACGAUGGAGCAAAUCCUAACUUCCUCUCCAGUCGAAUAAUGUCAGUUGGUGUCCUGUUGACAUUAACGCAUGACUAAGUGAACAUUUUGCUUAAGUGGAAGUUAGGAGUCACCCCUAUGAAAGUCAAAUCCCAGGCGAGCCAUGUCAACUCGUCUGCAUGAGCGUCACUGUGAGAAACAACAACACACCUGGCUGUACCACUGUAGAAUUAGAAUUUGUAGAACAGACAUUGUUAGUGCAUACAUUAUGGAGGAAUAGUGUCUUUUCUAGGCAUUCUAAUUCUGUGUUUAUGUAAUAUAACCCAGUCCUACCCAGACCUGUUUUGUUUUUUGGUGGUUGAUUUUGUUUCAUUGAAUUAUUCUGCUUUUUGUUCAAUGAUGUGUGAAGGAAUUUAUUUUGAUUCAUGUAGAUCAAACAAAUGCAACUUUUUGUUUACUGCUUUUUCUGUGGUAUGAUGUCUUCUGGGUAAAGUUCAAACAGGAAUCAUCCAAAUCAUGCAAACUGCCAGUGAAAUGUGGCAACAAGCGAACUUGAGAUUGCUGUUACCUCUUGGUUACAUCUUCCAAAAAAUUCCACCUUGAUUGUAAAUGUAAUAUCCGUUGUGCAUUGUCUUCAUCUUGCUCCCUGCAUAUUGUCUUUGUUGAGGUAGUUGUGUGUAUAGUUGAUUGAACUGUUGGUUGAAUUUGGUCUGUUUAUGUGUAUGCAUCUGAAUAUAUUGAGAGAUGGUGGGCAACUGGGAGGGGGAAGAGAUUAUUUUGACAUUCCUCUUAUGCAUCUACACACUGUAAGUGAUAAAAUUGUCUAAUAAAUGCAAAAAUACUUUCA